CCUACCCGCGGCCCUUUAUCAUGUCCGAUCUCCGUCCGCCGGAGCACCAGGUCGCCGGCCACCGCGCGGCCCCCAACAAGCUUGGGCCGCUGGUCGACGGCGCUGGCCUCUUCUACAAGCCGCUCCAGGCCCUCGACCGCGGCGAGCAGGAGCUCGCCUUCUACACGGCCUUCUCCGUCCACCCCGCCGUACCGCCCCGCAUCCGGGACAAAUUCUUUCCGCGCUUCCACGGCACCCGCCUCCUCCCCACCGCGGCGACCCCCGGUGAGUCCCACCCUCAUAUCGUCCUGGAUGAUCUCCUCCAAGGCCUCGCCUCGCCCUCCGUCACCGACAUCAAGAUCGGCGCCUGUACGUGGCCCCCGCGCGCACCGGAGCCCUACGUCGCCAAGUGCCUUGCCAAGGACCGCGCAACCACCAGCGUGCUCCUUGGUUUCCGCGUCUCUGGAAUCCGGGUCUCCGAUGCUGGGGGCGCCGUUUGGCGGCCAGACAGGUCGGAGCUGAAGGGGACGGAUAUCCCCGGCGUCCGCUGCAUGCUCCGCCGCUAUGUGUCCUCGGUUGGCGGCGACGGCAUGGACUGCGCGCGAGCCGCGGCGGUGUAUGGAGGAGAAGGGGGAGUCUUAGCGCAGCUGCGAGAGCUCAAGGCGUGGUUCGAGGUGCAGACUCUGUUCCACUUCUACUCCGCGUCGAUUCUACUGAGCUACGAUGCCAAUGCGGUGACCGCGGCUGGUGGUGGUGGCGGAGUGAGGGUGAAGCUGGUGGACUUUGCACAUGUUGUCGAGAGCGAGGGGGUGAUUGACCACAACUUCUUGGGCGGACUCUGCUCGCUUAUCAAGUUCAUAGCCGACAUUGUCGCCGAGACGUCUGACGCGGCGCCUGAUUCUUGAGGAGAUUUUGGCUUUCGGGGGGUGAUACAAAAGGGAAAGUAUCUUUGCGGUGGUGGAAAUGUCAAAAGAGUCGCUGGCUGCCUUGGCUCCAAAACUAGGCAACUCCUACCUUCUUUAUAUAUUUAUUUUCUCAAGGACAAAAGUUUAGGAUUUGAGCAUAUUGGAACUGGUUAUACUGAAUAAAGGAAAACAUAGGUGGAUUGGUUUAACUAUGUAAUCGUGCCUGGCAGCGUGUGCCUUCUUAAUACUUUUUUUUUCGUGGAGAAAAUUUUGAGGGACCAUAUUGGUAAGG
Molecule: messenger RNA, 1176 nt
Organism: Lolium rigidum
Lineage: Eukaryota; Viridiplantae; Streptophyta; Magnoliopsida; Poales; Poaceae
Product: inositol polyphosphate multikinase IPK2-like
Exons: 2
Coding region: 21-884 (287 amino acids)
Biological process (GO): inositol phosphate biosynthetic process
Cellular component (GO): nucleus; cytoplasm
Molecular function (GO): inositol-1,4,5-trisphosphate 3-kinase activity; inositol tetrakisphosphate kinase activity
Source: RefSeq, a predicted model, not a curated record